GUGGCCUCUGACCCAUUCAAUCUAACACUGACACAGACAUCAGCUACGUCAGUGAUAGUGGAGUGGAGUCAGCCAUCAGGAGGAGCCACAGUGACUGGAUAUGUAGUACACUACAGUGAUGGAGUUGAUAACAUUAAUCAGACAGUAGCUGCAUCCUCCACUAGUCCCAACAUAACAAAUCUUGACAGGAACACAUCCUAUCAAUUCUCAGUGGAGGCUACUUCCGAGCACCUCUCUGGAGAGUCUAAUAACUGCACAAUAUCACUGUUUGAUCUUUUUGAUGGAGUAAAUGUUGUAGAAUGUGACCCAGCCCCCUCAGAGUCAAACUGUACUGCUGUCAAAGGUAAGGGUUAAAAUGUGU
Geodia barretti is the source of this 361-nucleotide messenger RNA. The record is from the annotation of a GenBank genome assembly. NCBI's taxonomy places the organism in Eukaryota, Metazoa, Porifera, Demospongiae, Tetractinellida, Geodiidae.